AUGGCUAACUCACAAGGUUUACAACAGGACGGCACGUCUUCAUCAUCCACCCUACCGGCGGUGCUGAUUUACUCCCGCCUCCCCUUCUCUUGCUGCCCACCGUCCUACGGGUUUCCUCAAGGGAAAGCUGAAAGAUUCUUCUUCUCCGACUCUCGCUUCUCCACCAUCCACACAAAGCCUACCGGAAACAGCGAUAUUCCAUUGACAACAAUGCCUAAUAAAAAAGGUUCUCAGGCUCCCCCUUUGUACCUGGGAUCGCCCAGCUUCGAUGAACUCUCUCAGAAUGCCCGCUCGCCACUGAGCCCCCAAAGCCCCAUAUCACCCAGGUCCCCUACAUCACCAUAUCUUCAAGCAUCUACUCUCCGGCCAGUGACGGGGAAAAAUUCCUCUAUUCCUCCACCAAUGAAAACUUCUGCCACUGAAGAGAACAAUGAAAUACCGCAAACACCAGGCAUAACGGCAAUCCCACAAUAUCCACCUUCUCCCAAGGAAGCCACUAAACGUGGGCGAGAUCCGUCGAGGUCGUUCUUUUCCAACCUCAAAGCGUCCAAGUCAAGUCACCGGCUUCAGUCGUCAGAUGGUCCGGAAAAACAGACGGCCGAUAGCAACCCCCCGCCAAGUCGAGGCAGCUCGAAUGAUAGGGCAGCAAAUAUGUCUAGUCGGGGACGGAACGGUUCCUCCACAGAUUUCCCAACUUCGUCUGGUCGUGCUGAAAGAACAAAUGGCAAUCGGAAUGACGAUCAAUAUCUGCGCAAGGAAAGCAUAACUGAUCCUCACAAUUUAGCGUCGAAAAAAAUCAAGCCCCGUUUCGCCAACAUCCUUACUCGAACACGAUCCAUCCGGCUGGACGAUUCGUAUGCCACUGGUAAAAGCCAUCCACCUUCAAGACGACCAUCGAAUGGUUUACUACGACUAGAGGAAAUUAGCAGAAGCAACGAUAAUACCCAACCGCCAUUGAAAACCGCACCAUUACAACCGGACAAAAUGUUCAGAGACGUGAUGGGCUGUGAGGAAGAAGGUCUUUAUCGCGUUCCAGGAAGUGGAAAGGAUGUUAAACAUUGGCAGAAGCGGUUUGACACAGAGUACGAUAUUAAUUUGUUCGACGAACCCGACCUAUAUGAUAUCAACACUAUCGGAUCGAUGUUCAAAGCAUGGCUCCGCGAGCUACCCGAUGAAAUAUUCCCUAAGGCCACACAGGCUAUGAUCGCAGAAAAGUGUAUGGGCGCCACAACUGCCCCGCAAAUGUUGAAGGACGAAUUAUCCAAACUACCCCCCUUCAACUACUACCUCCUCUUCGCCAUAACCUGCCACCUAAGCCUCCUACACUCCUACGUCGACAAGAACAAAAUGGAUUAUCGCAAUCUCUGCAUCUGCUUUCAACCGUGCAUGAAAAUUGACGGCUUCUGUUUCCAGUUUCUAGUCUGCGACUGGAAGAAUUGUUGGCAGGGUUGCUGGACUGAGAAGGAGUAUCUGGCAAUCGAACUUGAAGCGGAAAAGAAGGGUAUGAAUAAAGAUCAGGCGGCUUCGAAUGAAAGGGAGACUGCCGUUGAGGAAAGAGCUAUCUCGUCAUCGGGCAGCAGUCAAGCUCCUAAUACCACCAACAGUGAUCAUAAUGAUAAUCAUAAUCAUAAUAAGGCAAACAACAACAACAACAACAAUGCCAACGCAGCCUCAAAUAGCGAAACACAGGCGUCCGGUCGCCCGGCCAGCCCAAAACGCGGACGAAAACCAGCACCACAGAGCAUUAACAGCUCGCAUUCACGUUCUCAAUCACAAUUACCGGAGCUUGGCCCGCCGCUUUCACCCAUUAGGAUUUAG
Histoplasma mississippiense is the source of this 1818-nucleotide messenger RNA. RefSeq lists its product as hypothetical. The transcript has 4 exons. The record is from RefSeq and is a predicted model, not a curated record. Gene Ontology annotation, biological process: regulation of GTPase activity; signal transduction. Bases 1 to 1818 code for a protein of 605 amino acids. Lineage: Eukaryota; Fungi; Ascomycota; Eurotiomycetes; Onygenales; Ajellomycetaceae. Gene Ontology annotation, cellular component: cytoplasm.